Molecule: messenger RNA, 942 nt
Organism: Ylistrum balloti
Lineage: Eukaryota; Metazoa; Mollusca; Bivalvia; Pectinida; Pectinidae
Exons: 7
Coding region: 1-942 (313 amino acids)
Source: RefSeq, a predicted model, not a curated record
AUGCUUUUCAAAUCAAUGAAACCAGGUGUUGGCACGUGGCAGAGUAUGUCGGUUGACCCGAACUGUGUAUGUGAGGGAGGAUUUGGGGAAGUAACUAGUAUCGUCAAAAGCCCACUAUUGUAUGGGGCAGGAAUGGGCGUACUUCCGGGCCUGAGUCAUCAGGACACCGCUAUUUUGGCGGGAAUUCUCACUGGUCUUGCAACCUUCCUUUUUCUGGCUAUCCCGAUCCUCUGUUGCCUCUGUCCAUUCCCUUGUCUUUGUUGUGGAGGAGCUGGCGGUAAAGGGAGCAAGGCGAUGGCCGCAGCAGCGGGUGGCGCCACCAAGCGGAAGGAGAAACACAUGCAUGAUGGUAUUAGUGGCCGCAGUACUGACGUGGAGUCAAUUAUGAGCUUCCGGUCUUUCGAUAAGAAUUGGGACAAGCUGGACAAAGUGGACUACGACAACUUGUAUGAAGUGGAUAUGAAAUUACCACGUGUCUGGCUGGAGACAUUAAGAGGUGUCCCGGAUGAUCAGAUUGACAGCCGUCUACAAGAACUAGAGGCCACAAAUUGGCAGGGAACUGACAUGCAUAGAAGUGAAGGUCGUCACGGCGGGCACGAGGAAGGACGAGACAUGCAGACCCUGGAGAGGAACAUGACGAUGGAAACCUCGGGUGGUUACGGAACUGGCGGUGGACACGGACAAGUGUUCUCUACGUCUACUUCCGGUCGGGAUGGCGGACAAGUGUUCUCUACGUCUACUUCCGGUCGGGAUGGCGGACAAGUGUUGGAAUGGGAGACAACUCGACAGAUCAACAUAGCAGCAUCUGAACUUCCAGAACAGGAGUAUAUAUACGAACGGGAAUUCCGGCAGGAAAUGAAUGGCAUGGAGCGGGACAAUUUUAUGAAGAUUUAUCAGACGUAUCGCCGCAUGCUUGACGAUAGUAAGCAGACCGCAUUUUAA